CCAGCCUUCUCAGCUUGUUUGUGCGAUGGCGUUGGACUGGCCUCGCCUUCCAUCAGAUGUUUUGGUGCCGGGUGCUUUGCACUUCUAUGAUGCUGCUACAGCCUUCCGAGUUGGGGCAACUGAUCGUCAAAUGCGCAAUGCGUUGAAACAGCAACUGAUGGGCAUCAAGAUUAUGUUGCGUCGCAAACGCUUGCAGCCGGAAGUCUUGCUCGCACUGGCACAGUCUUUGAGCCAGCUGGAAGGAUUGAGGGCGCUGGAGGUGGACAUAAGCUUCAGCUCAGUUGGCGAAGAUGGCGCUUAUCAACUGGCUCAGGCGGUUGGCAUUCUUCGCCGGUUGCAAAGCCUCGAGUUGCUUCUUGGAGGCGCUGGACUUGGGCGCACGGGAUGCGAGAAACUUGCCAAGGAGCUGGCGUCCUUGCGGAGCUUGACUCGACUGAAAUUGGACUUGAGCCUCAACGACAUUGGCGACACGGGGUUGCGGGAGUUGUCCAAGUCGAUUCGCGCCGCCUUCCUGCUGAGGGUGUUGGUUCUGGACCUGAACCGCAACCGUAUUGCCGAUGCAGGGGUUGGCUGCCUUGCUCAAGUUGUGCGCGAGUUGCCGGGCCUUUCUGAGCUGCAAGUGUCCCUCUUCGACAACCGCGUCGGUGAGGAUGGAGCCCGACAGCUUGCCGCUGCCGUCAGAGGCCUGCGAAGGCUCUCACGGCUGGCAUUGGGUCUGAACAGAAAUGCGGUUUCGGAAGUUGGGGUCCAGGACAUUGCGCAUGCAGUUGGCUCUCACAGCCUUCGUGCGUUGGAGCUUGACCUGAGCGUCAGCAGCGUUGGCUGGGCAGGAGCUCAUGACUUGGGCAUGGCAAUCUCCUCGCUCCAGGAUCUGCAGAGCCUGACCAUUGACCUGAACGUCAAUCAUGUAGGCUCUGCCGGUGCACGCCUUUUAGCACAGGCGAUUUCUGCACUUCAAGGCCUAGUCAGCCUACGCCUGCUGGCUUCUGGGAACCGGAUCCGGGAAGUUGGUGCCAGAGAGUUGGCACAGGCAUUGGCUGGCUUGCGCCAGCUUGCCAAUCUAGAACUGGAUGUGAGCGGCAAUGGAAUAGGAGACCCUGGUGCCUGUGAAUUGGCUCGUGCCAUGGGUGGCCUUCACGGACUCGGCAGGUUGGUCGCGGACCUUCGAGGGAACUUGGUGGGAGAUCAUGGCGAGCGUGAACUGGCCAGGGCCGUCGGGGAGCUACCACGCUUGGAGCGGCUGGAACUGCGACUGGGUGGAAACUGCAGGUCUUCUGGAGCAGGUCCCCUGCAUCACGAGCUGAAGAAUGCAGUGCAGAAGCUACAGACCGGCGGCUGCAUUUGCGACUUUUCCUAUUGAGAGUCUGCCAAUUAAUACUGUUCGUUGGC
Molecule: messenger RNA, 1389 nt
Organism: Effrenium voratum
Lineage: Eukaryota; Dinophyceae; Suessiales; Symbiodiniaceae
Source: the annotation of a GenBank genome assembly